AAUGCCUUGCGACUAAGAUGGCUGCCCCCAGCCGAUGUAGUGCUGUGCUUUUCCGCACAGUGUUAAGGUUCUGGCGCCUGGGCCAGGACGCUGGUAGGGAGAGGGUGGCCCUGCGCCCCUUGCUCUUGGGCUCUCAGUGGAGGUGUUUGUCCUGUGUUGUGGGAACCGCUCUUUCUGGCCCCCGCCUGGCGCCGGCCUCUCGCCGUUAUGGCCAGGGCUCUGCCCUCGAUCGCUUCCUCGGACUCUCUCGGCCUGACAGCUCCUUGCCCUCUCGAGUCCCCGCUGUGCCUUUGAACAGAGAUGAUCAGGAUCUCCUCUUGGUCCACUCCCCUGACAUGCCUGAGAAUCCUCGAGUCCUUCGAGUGGUUCUCCUAGGUGCCCCGAAUGCAGGGAAGUCAACACUCUCCAAUCAGCUGCUGGGCCGAAAAGUGUUCCCGGUUUCCAAGAAGGUACACACAACUCGCUGCCAAGCUCUUGGAGUCUUUACAGAGAAUGAGGCCCAAGUGAUUCUACUGGACACACCUGGCCUUAUCAGCCCCACUAAACAGAAAAGACACCAUCUGGAAUCCUCUUUGUUGGAAGACCCAUGGAAGAGCAUGGAAUCAGCUGAUCUGGUUGUGGUUCUUGUGGAUGUCUCAGAUAAAUGGACUCGGAACCAGCUCAGCCCCCAGCUGCUUCAGUGUUUGACCAAGUUCUCCCAAGUGCCCAGCAUUCUUGUCAUGAAUAAGGUAGAUUGCUUGAAGCAGAAAUCAGUUCUCCUGGACCUUUCAGUAGUCCUCACAGAAGGUAUAGUCAACGGCAAGAAAUUUGAGAUGGGACAGGCCCUUCGUUCAUACCAAGACACCUAUUACCUCAGCCGGGUAUCUAAAAGCCCAGACCCAGAGUCUGUGGGAAAGCCUCAGAGGACUGGUUGGCCCCACUUCCAGGAGAUCUUCAUGUUGUCAUCACUAAGCCAGGAGGAUGUGCACAUACUGAAGCAAUACCUCCUGUCAAAGGCCCAGCCAGGGCCCUGGGAGUUCCACAGUGAGGUGCUCACCAGCCAGAUGCCUGAGGAGAUCUGUGCAAACAUCAUUCGGGAGAAGCUUCUAGAGCAUCUACCCCAGGAGGUGCCCUACAGUGUGCAGCAGCAGACGGUGGUGUGGGAGAAAGGGCCAAGCGGGGAGCUAUUAAUUCUCCAGAAGCUUCUGGUAUCCAAAGAAUCUCAUAUGAAACUCCUGAUUGGUUUGAAGGGGCAUAUGAUUGCCCAGAUAGCAGAAGAAGUAGGCCGUGACCUCAUGAACAUAUUUCUCUGCGAUGUUCAGCUCCGUCUCUCUGUGAAGCUUCUCAAGUGACUACCCUCUACUGCCUUCCCGAGGCUUCCCAGGCCAACCUGCUGGCAGCAGCCCCUGACCUGCGGCCUGCAGGGACGGUGAUGGCUUGGACUGACUACUAUCAGUAGCCCUGACCUUGCCCAGUUUGCAUAGCCAUGUCUUCUGAUGGAGAAAGGAACCUGCCUUAAUCCAGUUCCCAGGGAGUCUUCUAUUUCCCCCUUCCAUCUAUUUAUUUUUAUUUUACUUUAUUAUAAAAGUUUUUUUUUUUUUCUUUUUCUCUUUACCAAAGCACUACUCAGCUCUGGUUUGUGGUGGUGUGGGGGAUUGAACCUGGGACUUUGGAGCCUCAGGCAUGAGUCUGUUUGCAUAACCAUUACGCUAUCUACCCUCACCUUCAGAACAUUCUUCAACUCUGGCUUCUGGUGGCAUGGGGGAUUGAACCUGGGACUUGGAGCCUCAGCCGUGAGAGUCUUUUUUGCAUAACCACUAUCAACCUCCCCCACCCUUCCCCUUCCAUCUCAGUUUCUCUCUAUCCAAUAAAUUAAUAAAAUAUCUCAAAAUAUUAGAAAAGUUGGCACUUUGGUGGGAGCAAUGCCAGCUGGCAUUGGGGCCCAGAGUUUCUCCCUGAGUUGCCAGUUAACAGAAAUUGUUUCCUUUUUCCCUCAGUUUCUCCACCUUGAAGCUGUGUAAGGACCAUGUGUCAUAAGUGACAAUGCUUCCCAUUUGCUCCCCAAUCCUUAUCCCGCCUGCCCCAUCUCUUUGCACCGUCUCAGAUGUUAAUAAAGUUAAAACACAAACA
This is a messenger RNA of Erinaceus europaeus (western European hedgehog), 2109 nucleotides long. It is a transcript of the gene ERAL1, whose product is annotated as Era like 12S mitochondrial rRNA chaperone 1. The transcript is spliced from 10 exons. The record is from RefSeq and is a predicted model, not a curated record. Gene Ontology annotation, biological process: ribosomal small subunit assembly. NCBI's taxonomy places the organism in Eukaryota, Metazoa, Chordata, Mammalia, Eulipotyphla, Erinaceidae. The coding region runs from base 18 to 1331 and encodes 437 amino acids. Gene Ontology annotation, molecular function: GTP binding; ribosomal small subunit binding; rRNA binding. Gene Ontology annotation, cellular component: mitochondrial matrix.